Rhipicephalus microplus (southern cattle tick) is the source of this 888-nucleotide messenger RNA. RefSeq names its product proteasome subunit alpha type-1-like. Gene Ontology annotation, cellular component: proteasome core complex. The record is from RefSeq and is a predicted model, not a curated record. Lineage: Eukaryota; Metazoa; Arthropoda; Arachnida; Ixodida; Ixodidae.
AUGUCUGGAAGGAACCCAGAGUUCCGGCUGGGCCCAACGGCGCAAUCGGCCGCAGCCGAUACUCUGACCAUGCGUUGGUCAGCUCUGCGACGCUUCUACGCGUUUGUUUCGUCCAAUCUGACGUCGCACUACCCGAACCAGCAGGGUGGCUGGAGCCCCAAGGGCGGGCUCUUGCUACAGGUCAAGUGCUCCGAGCAGGAUGUCGAUUGCGGCCCAGCCACCGUAGGCCUGAAGAGCGACGCCAACGCCGCCCUGCUGGCGCUGAAGGAGGCCGCCUCGGUACUGGCGGUUCCCGAAGGAAAAAUCGUGGCCAUCGACAAACACGUCGGCGUCUCUUUCGCGGGCUCGGUGGCUGACGCCCGGACUCUGAGUGACUCCAUGCGAAUCGAGUGCCAGAAGCACCGGUCCAACUACGACGCGCCCUUGUCCAUCGGAGGUCUGGCCACGUUUCUCGGAAACCAAAUAUACGCUGCCACUCGGAGUUCCGACCGGCUCCCUUACAAAGUUGGUCUCCUGAUGGCUGGAUACGACCACCUGGGCCCACACAUCUACCAAGCCUGCAGUCCGACGGGCGACACCCUCGAAUGCAAGGCCAUGGCCAUCGGGGAUCACUCUCAGUCGGCCCGCACAUACCUGGAGGAGCACUUGGACGAAUUCAAGUUGUGCAACCUGGUGGAGCUGGUGCAACAUGGUUUGCGGGCGCUGCGCAGCUGCCUUCCCGCCGGUGACAAACUGACCACUGCGAACGUCUCGAUCGCCAUCGUAGGUCAGAGCCACGACUUCACCAUCUACGAGGACAAUAGCGUCGCCCCAUACAGUGCAAUGCAGUCUCCCUCUGCUGCCGUAUCACACCACAUAGAAGCGUACAGUGAAGUUAUUCGUGAAUAG